AUGGAUCUUGGCACCCUGGUCGAUCGCCAGCCUGGCGUGGCGUCCGUGCCUGCGUUUGCGGCGCCGCUCUUGUUUCCCAUCCAGCAGACGCCCAUUCAGAAAGAGCUGACCGAGUUGCUCAUCAAAUUGCACCGGCCGUACCUAGAGAAGCUAUUUACGGGACAGGCAAUGGACGAGGUGGAUUCUGACUCUCUGAGCAGCUCGGCCAUGCUUGAGCUGUUCCUGGCCAAUCUGAAACAGGUCGCCAACCACUCCAGUCUGCUUGUGGACCAUUUUAUGUCCAGGAACAUGGUGUUGAUGAACCCCAAACACAACCUCAAACGGUCCUCUGCAAAGUACGUCUGUAUCGACGACUUUCUGAGCCGGCUUGCCGCGCAAAAGCAGCCGCGCACGGUGAUUUUGACUGCCGCAAGCUCGCGCGAGCUGGACCUGAUCGAGGGAAUCUUGAUAGGCAAGCGGGAUCUCCAGUACUACAGAUUCAGUGGCUCCUCGCUCUAUUACGACAACCACGGCUCGUUCGACUUCAACAAGCAAGAACUGAGCAAUCCGGCUAUGCCGUUGCCGCAGGUAGCAGCCGCCAACGGCAAGAGUAACGGCACAGACGACUACACGCCGCGGAUCUCCAAGAACAGUCCACUGCACCAUAAGAUCGAGCAGCAGAAAAAUCGCGUUGUGAGCGUGUACCUGAUUUUGUCCAACCAAUUGCAGAGUCUGGCACGGUUCGAGGAGCUGCGCAGCGACCUGGUGAUCUCGCUGGACGCGCAGCUGGCCCAGAAUCUUGCGAUUCCCGUCAUUAAGCCGGUAUAUCUGAACGGGAUCGAAUACUUCGAUCUUGUGCUUGACAGCGCGUAUUCCGGAGACGAGCGAGCCAAACACCUCGCCAAGCUGGUGCUGGUGAACAGGAAUGCCGCCACCGAGAGUCCGGGGCUGCAAGACGUCGUCAACUGGCUCGACGGCCACGGCAGCUACCCGUACACGGAGAGCAAAAAAAUAGAGACGGUGAGCGAUAACGACGCUUUGGAAGCGCUGGCGAGCCUGGAGCUUGAGUUGCCGUACCGUCUGGACCGCUACGAAUUUUUCAACCCGUCGCUGGCUCCAAAGGACGACCCCAAGAAGCUCAAGCUCGAGGAAUCUCCGUUGGCGAGCCUGACGUACCACCAGUACCAGCUACGACUUGGCCGAUUGAUCUACGACCGCUACCAGGAACUGCUUUUCACGGUCGACACGCAGCGCAAACACCUUGCCGAUAUUCACGAGGACGACUCGCAGCGGCAGGCCCAGCUGGAGGCCGUUGUGGAGGCCACGGGAGAUCGGUUUAGAAAAUUGCAGACGACCAAGACUGCGGCGGAAAGUCUGGCCAAGCAGGUUGCAAAAUGCGAAAAGGAUCUGCGCACCGUUGAGGAGACGGACCAGAGGCUCAAAGAGCGCAUGGAAGAGUACACCAAACGCGUACGGGACGGAGCUACAGAGUCGGCGCUGCUGGAGCAGCAGAAUACCAUUACUGCCUUACAAGACGAAUUGAAACAGGUGGAAGCCGAGUAUCAGAAAGAAAUGGCGGAAAACGAGUCUGUCCGAGCAGAGUACCAGCAGAAAUCGUCUGCUGCUGCGGAAAUGUCGUCGAAACUGAUGGAGACGAAAAAGAAGCUCGAAGCGGCGCAGACAGAGAGCAAGGGCGACUUCCGCAAGCUGCAGCAGACGAAACUCGACAGAGAAACAGAGGUGUACAAAAAACGCACACAGUCGCUGGCCAGUCAAAACAAGUUUCUGGAAAAAUACAUCAAAAUUCUCGACAACGCCGCCAAGGAAAAAGCAACCGUCGGCCGCAUCCGCGCAAGCCGCAGCACAACGCCAUACCAGUGA
This is a messenger RNA of Ogataea angusta, 1860 nucleotides long. RefSeq lists its product as uncharacterized. The coding region runs from base 1 to 1860 and encodes 619 amino acids. The transcript has a single exon. NCBI's taxonomy places the organism in Eukaryota, Fungi, Ascomycota, Pichiomycetes, Pichiales, Pichiaceae. The record is from RefSeq and is a predicted model, not a curated record. Gene Ontology annotation, cellular component: nucleus; HDA1 complex.